AUGCUCGGUGUGUUCACGACAAUGAUCAUCGCGAUUGCCCAAGUGACGGCUAGUAGUCUUUCUGAUGCUCUCCAAAGCGGCCGCCUCCGUUUGCAGUCGCGCCAGGUCGGUGGUCCCUUGAGCUUGAGUGACUUCCCCCCAGACUGUCAAGCCAUCUGCACCCCUGCUGUUAAUGUAGCCACUAACCCCAACUGCCAAACAUUUCGAUGUGAAUGCACAGCGACGAACACACUAAAUCUCCAGUCUUGCCUCUAUUGUGUAGCGUUUGAUAUAGGUGGAUCUCUGGCGGUUGCGGACGCCUCCGUGCAAACAUUCGUGAAUGAAUGUGCCACAAAUGGUUUCCCCAUUCCCGGAUUCUUCCCGACCACUGGGGCCCCAGCUACUGUCCGUCCACCCCCCGCGUCCAUUCGUAGCACUGGUGUCUUUCCUACGAGUUCUGCGUCAUCCCGUUUUUCUUUUCCGGUCCCAGGCACUUCGGAUGCGAGAGAGACACCCACUUCGGCUGGCUCACCGCCCCCGCAGAAUACCAUUUCACCUAGUAAUGUACCUUCUGGUCUUCCGGUCAUUGGAAAUGGCGCUUUCGUCCCAAGGGUUCAUGUUGGUGGAGCUGUUUUCGUUACAGUUAUGCCUGUAUUAGGUCUACUCCAGUACAUCUGA
Messenger RNA from Pleurotus ostreatus (oyster mushroom), 657 nucleotides. RefSeq lists its product as uncharacterized. The transcript has 5 exons. NCBI's taxonomy places the organism in Eukaryota, Fungi, Basidiomycota, Agaricomycetes, Agaricales, Pleurotaceae. The coding region runs from base 1 to 657 and encodes 218 amino acids. The record is from RefSeq and is a predicted model, not a curated record.